AUGGAUAAUAAAGUUUUAUGCACUUGUGUAUUUUGCAUGCAAGAAACUAAUGGUUGUGGCAAAUUAUUAAGUAUCUCUACUCGAACAAGGCAUAGGAAGCGAGAAAAAAAUCUUCAAAAUUCUUUUCCAAUUUCAAAUAAUACAUCUAACAAUAUUUUAAAUAAUCAAAUAAACAUUGUUAAUUUAGAAAAUAAGAAAUUGGAGGAGAAUGAAUUAGAUAAGGAGAAUGAAUCAGAGGAGGAUAAAUUGGAUAAGGAUAAUAAAUUAGAGGAGAAUGAAUUGGAAGAGGAGUGUGAAUCAGAGGGGGAUGAAUUAGAGGAGAAUGAUUCAGAGGAGAAUGAAUUAGAGGAGGAUGAAUUAGAGGAGGAUGAAUUAGAAGAGG
Messenger RNA from Dentiscutata heterogama, 382 nucleotides. The record is from the annotation of a GenBank genome assembly. NCBI's taxonomy places the organism in Eukaryota, Fungi, Glomeromycota, Glomeromycetes, Diversisporales, Gigasporaceae.